This is a messenger RNA of Ixodes scapularis (black-legged tick), 618 nucleotides long. Its product is annotated as juvenile hormone acid O-methyltransferase-like. The transcript is spliced from 3 exons. Bases 1 to 618 code for a protein of 205 amino acids. Lineage: Eukaryota; Metazoa; Arthropoda; Arachnida; Ixodida; Ixodidae. The record is from RefSeq and is a predicted model, not a curated record. Gene Ontology annotation, molecular function: S-adenosylmethionine-dependent methyltransferase activity.
AUGAUAGAGUUCGCGCGGAAGCAUUUCCCCCACCCCAAGAUCUGCUACGACCUGCUGGACAUUUCGGCGAGCGACGUGACCGACUUCGUUCAGAAACACGGCCAGUUCGACCGCGUGUUCUCUUUCUUCUGCUUGCACUGGACGAGGGACCAGAAAACGGCCCUGAAGAACGUCGCCGCGUUGACGAAACCCGGCGCAGACUGCUUGCUUCUCUUCAACGCUUACAGCCACACCACGCGACUGCGAAGAAAGCUGGCGAGGAUGGAUCGUUGGAAGAAAUACGCCGAGGAGUGCGAGAGGUCUUUGCCACCGACCGUCGACCUCGUGGGGAAGGGCAAAGAAGCUCUCGUAUCAUACAUGCAAGAACUCCUGAAGACUGCCGAUCUUAUGCCAAUCAUUUGCGACGUCUGGCCAUUACCGUCCGAAAACAACACCCUAGACAAGAUGAUAGAAAAGGAGAUGGGCUACUGCCACCUUUCAACCCUUGUCACGGAAGAAGAGAGACCCGUUCUCCUGCAGGAUGUCACCGAAUACGUAAAGGAAGCUGUGGCCCAAAAAGAAGCGGGAUGCCCGACACCCGAAGGCGAGACAUUUUUUGUGCACGCCUGCAAACUCUGA